This is a messenger RNA of Closterium sp. NIES-67, 1630 nucleotides long. NCBI's taxonomy places the organism in Eukaryota, Viridiplantae, Streptophyta, Zygnematophyceae, Desmidiales, Closteriaceae. The record is from the annotation of a GenBank genome assembly.
UUUCUCUCCUGCGCAGCUGCUGGGAUUGGCCGGGGGCCAGGGUGAUUCAUCUGUAGAGAAGGAAUUGACCGCUUAGUUAUCAGUUCCUGUCAGUCGGGCGCGCAGGGUCCGCCAUGUUUGUAGACGCCUCGCUGGGAGGAAGCAGCCUCGUGCUUUCCUCCCAUUCCUCGUCACUUCCCCCCAAGGCUCCCCUUAGAGUCCUCCCGGACUCAUCAGAGCGCGCUGCCGGGGGCAGACAAGCGCUGAAACGGCUGCGCGUCCGCAGCGGAACCACGUCCGCGCGCGCGCAACCAUUCCCCGCAUUGUUCCCCGCGUCCGCGUCCUCUCAUGCGCCGAGCAGAGCGACAAGCACCCGCGCCGCGCCCGCCACCGGCGCGUCCUGGAUCCGCGACGUCUCGAACUUCGCCGUGAGCCGCUCCAGCCGAUUAACUCCGGAUCGCCCCGCGUCUGACCUCCGAACGAGCGUCUGGCGUGGGGAAGGCGGCGGCAGCAGCAGCAGCAGCGGGAGCGGAAGCGGGAAAUUCAACCCGCGAGACGACGAUCUAGUUGAGCUUCCGUUAUUCCCGCUGCCGCUGGUGCUCUUCCCGGGGACCGCGCUCCCCCUGCAGAUCUUUGAAUUCCGCUACCGCAUCAUGAUGCAGACGCUGCUGCAGACCGACAUGCGCUUCGGUAUAAUCUACACCGGCAAGGACGCCGCCACUGCCGCCGCCGUCGGCUGCGUCGGGCAGGUGAUCCGCCACGAGAGACUUCCUGACAACCGCUUCUUCCUCAUCUGCCGCGGUGAAGAGCGAUUCCGCGUGGUGGACAUCGUCCGCAGCCGGCCGUAUCUAGUCGGCCGCGUGCGGUGGCUGGAAGACAAGCCGUCAGAGCAGCCGGUGGACAUCGACUCGCUCGCGAACGAGGUCGCUGACAUCAUGCAUGACGUCAUCCGGAUGUCGAACAAGAUGCGUGGAAGCGACGAGGAAGUUCCGGAUCUGCGCAAGUCGUCCUUCCCCACUCCCUUCUCCUUCUGGGUAGCGUCUACGUUCGAGGGCGCGCCGGCGGAGCAGCAGGUGCUCUUGGAGUUAGAGGACACGGCGGAGCGGCUCCAGCGCGAGAAGGAGACGCUUAGAAGCACGCUUAAUUAUCUUACUGCGGCGUCCGCUGUCAAGGACGUGUUCUCGUCGCCGUCCGAUAAGUGAGGGGCUGGUGGGAGGGAGGGGAGCGGGCGACACGUGGCGGCAUACCUGUUUCUCCCGUUCUGUUGUCCUUCGCCCGUGACCUUCACUCGCUCCAUCAGUCUGGACGUCUUUCGCCUGCAUCUUGCACCAAGCCAAUCCUAACACAAAGCAUUCCCGGCCAGAGGCGUCUCUAUCUACUCACUCGCGCCUGUAGUACACUCGCAGGCCUAGACUUGGGUUGGGUUGGGUCGCUCGCAGCUCUAUCCCAGUCUGUAUACAAUCACGGAUACCUAGAGGCUAAUACCGAGACACAAGCUCAUCCGAGACCGAGCCCUUGGUGCUCACCUCUCACUCAGGUCUUGCGCGCUGGUUCUCUCUUGUGUUGCUGCAUGGAGACGUGCUCCCUAUCAAAGUGAGAACUGAAUGAUAAGUAGAGAGAGAGUACAGGUGAAUAUACACAAGUGUUGUAC